Pogona vitticeps (central bearded dragon) is the source of this 4593-nucleotide messenger RNA. RefSeq names its product armadillo repeat containing 8 (gene ARMC8). Gene Ontology annotation, molecular function: protein binding. Lineage: Eukaryota; Metazoa; Chordata; Lepidosauria; Squamata; Agamidae. Gene Ontology annotation, cellular component: GID complex. Gene Ontology annotation, biological process: proteasome-mediated ubiquitin-dependent protein catabolic process. The record is from RefSeq and is a predicted model, not a curated record.
ACAGAUUCAGACAGGUGAUUUUUGAGUCCAACGCAUGCGCCUAGCCAGGGCACCCUGCUAACCUCGUUCUGUUUUUAUCGGCGCGGCACCCCUUGGUCUGGAAAACAUCGCGCCCUCUCUUACCCUGACGUUCCGUUAGCAGGUGGGAGUAAAUCCACCGACUUCCGGCAAUAAUCCCGCCCUUUUCCAAGAAGUCCUACAACGCAUGCGUAGUCGGUGUGCCCCACGAAGAAGCAGUUAAUUUUUUUUUUCGUUAGCUGAUUCGCGCCGGGCGGGUGGACUCCCUCCCUCCCUUCCUUCCUUCCCCUCCCGGCGAUGUGGGCGCGCUUGGCGGCGGCGGCGCCAGUAGUAGGAGCAACAGCAGCAGCAGCAGCAGCGGGAGCAGUCGUGGCUCGGGUUCCUGCGUGGGGUUGAACGGCUGGCCCCCGUGGGGCGCGCCAAGAUGGCGUGUGUGCUGGAGACGCCGCUCCGCAUGAGUGUCCUGUCGGAGGUCACAGCUAGUAGUCGCCACUAUGUUGACAGAUUAUUUGAUCCUGAUCCCCAGAAGGUCCUGCAGGGUGUCAUAGAUAUGAAAAAUGCUGUAAUUGGAAACAACAAACAAAAAGCCAACUUGAUUGUUUUGGGAGCAGUUCCAAGGUUGCUGUACUUGCUUCAGCAAGAAACCUCGAGCACUGAACUGAAAACUGAAUGUGCCGUGGUGCUAGGAAGCCUUGCAAUGGGUACAGAAAACAAUGUUAAAUCUCUACUGGACUGCCAUAUCAUACCAGCCUUACUACAAGGAUUACUGUCACCAGAUCUUAAAUUUAUUGAAGCUUGCCUCAGGUGUCUUCGCACCAUUUUCACCAGCCCUGUAACUCCAGAAGAACUAUUGUACACGGAUGCUACAGUUAUUCCCCACCUCAUGACUCUGCUCAGUAGGUCUCGAUACACUCAAGAAUACAUAUGUCAGAUCUUCUCUCAUUGCUGCAAACUCCGACACUGGCAUAGCUGCGGCUUUAAAUCUUCGCCUCAGCCACUUCUAUGUGCCAAUGGACCAGACUACCAGACAGUCCUGUUCAGCCAUGGAGCAGUUCAGAAUAUUGCUCAUCUGUUAACGGCUACAUCUUAUAAGGUUCGAAUGCAAGCACUGAAAUGCUUUGCAGUUUUAGCCUUUGAAAACCCCCAGGUGUCAAUGACUCUUGUAAAUGUGUUGGUCAAUGGAGAAUUAUUACCACAGAUUUUUGUGAACAUGUUACAAAGAGACAAACCUAUUGAAAUGCAACUCACAUCAGCUAAAUGCCUUACUUACAUGUGCAGAGCUGGAGCAAUCCGCACUGAUGAUAUCUGCAUUGUAUUAAAGACCCUACCAUGUUUGGCAAGGAUGUGUAGUAAAGAGAGGCUACUCGAAGAGAGAGUUGAUGGAGCAGAAACUCUUGCCUAUUUGAUUGAAGCAGAUAUUGAGCUACAGAGAAUUGCCAGUAUUACUGACCACCUCAUUGCAAUGCUUGCGGACUACUUCAAAUACCCCAGUUCAGUGAGCGCCAUCACUGACAUUAAAAGGCUUGAUCAUGACUUAAAACAUGCUCAUGAACUGCGUCAGGCUGCAUUCAAGCUCUAUGCUGCACUUGGAGCAAAUGAUGAAGAUAUACGAAAAAAGAUAAUUGAAACUGAAAAUAUGAUGGAUCGGAUUGUGAAUGGCUUGUCUGAGUCUAGCAUCAAGGUGCGCUUAGCUGCAGUAAGAUGUUUGCACAGUUUGUCAAGAUCUGUGCAACAGCUCCGAACAAGUUUCCAAGAUCAUGCUGUAUGGAAACCCUUAAUGAAGGUAUUACAGAAUGCUCCUGAUGAAAUCUUAGUAGUAGCAUCUUCCACUCUAUGCAAUCUUCUCCUAGAAUUUUCUCCAAGCAAAGAGCCUAUUUUAGAAUCAGGAGCCAUAGAACUUCUCUGCAGUUUAACCCAGAGUGACAAUCUUGCCUUGCGGGUGAAUGGAGUUUGGGCUUUAAUGAAUAUGGCAUUUCAAGCAGAACAGAAGAUCAAAGCAGACAUUUUACGAGGCUUGAGUACAGAACAGUUAUUUCAAUUACUCUCUGAUUCUGAUGUAAAUGUACUAAUGAAAACUUUGGGAUUACUUAGAAACCUUUUGUCAACACGUCCACAUAUAGAUCAGAUAAUAAGUACUCACGGGAAACAAAUCAUGCAAGCAGUGACCCUCAUUCUGGAAGGAGAGCACAAUGUAGAAGUAAAAGAACAGACAUUAUGUAUACUUGCCAACAUAGCAGAUGGAACAACAGCAAAAGAACUCAUUAUGACAAAUGAUGAUAUCUUGCAAAAAAUAAAGUAUUACAUGAGCCAUUCAAAUGCUAAACUUCAACUAGCUGCAAUGUUUUGUGUAUCUAAUCUUAUAUGGAAUGAAGAAGAAGGUUCCCAAGACCGUCAGGAUAAACUCAGAGAUAUUGGAAUAGUAGAUAUUCUACACAAAUUGAGUCAGUCAUCAGAUCCAAAUCUUUGUGAUAAGGCAAAGACAGCACUCCAGCAGUAUCUUGCGUGAUCAAAGACAUGUUGGACUCUUGUACAACUCUCGAAGCUAUGUAAUAAGGAAUAACAGGAAAUAGCCGCACCUAAUUCCUUAUCUUUUGCACAAGGCACCUUGGGCUGCAUUUCUCUCAGGUGCAGGGAGCUGCUUGGCAGGAGCAGUUUAAGUGAUCAGGUCUCCAACGCACUUGAGAACUUUGCUAUGGUAGCUCCUUACGCAGAACGUUAUUCUGGGAAAGUUUUGUUGAGCUACCUGAACUCUAGAACAAUCAUCUUUUUUCUUUGGGCCUACAAUUUUCUGCUUCUACCAUGGCCUAUGUAAGGCUGUGUCUGGGUGGGUGUAAUACCUCAGAGCUUUUGUUUCCUUUUUGUGUUUUUUCUACAGAUUUUCAAGGAUUAACCAUUCUUUGCUGUAUGAAAACUUUAAAGAAUUAUAUACAAUUUGAAUUGAAAUGUUAUUUAAAAACCCGUUUUGUCCCAUGGAGUUUAUUUUGAUCAGAUGAAUGUUUUUAAGUAAAAUAUAUGCAUUUGUUAAACCUCAGCUUAAUGUACCUGUACUUCUCUGUUGAAACAAAAUGACAUUUAAAUGGCUGGUAGCACAUGUAAUGUGACUGUAGCUGGCCUCCUACUGCCAAGUGUUACUGGUGCCAGCUCCCUGGACUUGCAAUGGCAAAAUUGAAAGAAACCAAGAUGGAGCCUUCUUAGAUACACUUGUUAGAUGAUUCCAGGGUUGAACAUAUGGAAAUCGUAUCUGCUGGGCUUACCCAGCAAGAAGAGUAUAGUUCCCCAUGUCAGUGCCACUGCUGCCUCAGAAAAACUGCAUGUUAUAAAACUCUGCAUUGUUCUUACAUGACUUGAACCUGUGAUGAUGAAUUGUUUGAUUUUUUUAAAAUGGCUAUUUUUGUUUGGAACUACGCAGGAGUAAACAUGAAAGGAAAGACCCAUUGAAUAUCUGGGUACAAAUGAAACCCGAAACCCAUUUUUAUUGUUAUUCCAGAUGUGCAUGAUGGUGGAACUAAACAUAUUCUUGAACAGAAGAAAACAAGAUCAAUAUGAUUUGCCAUAUGCCUCAUGCUUCAUAAUUCACCAGUUACAUUUUCUGUGGAUGGAGCCCACAGAAGGGAUGGGUGUCAACAAAGAGUGCUCAUCAGAGGCUUAAUGUCUAAUCUCACAUACCAACUUUGGUCAUCCAAUUUUUUGUUUGUAAUAAAUAAGUACUCACCUGCUUAAGCACAUCACAUUUAUUAUAUUGAAGCAGAGAUUAGAGUUUGACUCUCUAGCUGGAACUGUUUAUGCGUUGAAGUGAGAUAGCAAAAUAAAACCAGAGCUUUCAUAUAAGGUAAUAAUGUAAUAUAUCUGAAAGGCAAGUAAUAAUGAUUCAGGGAUAGAAGUGAGUGAUGUCAUUUCUCAGUGUCAUUGCUACAAGUUUGUUGGGGUUGGGCUUCUGCGGGUCUGCACAUUGUGCCCACCUGCUCACUUAGUACCUCAGAAAUAAAGCCUUAGUUAAGUCAUUAAAGUGAUUGUAGCCUUCAUAAUACUGAGGAAAAAAAAUCACUUCCUGGUCAGCUGUGGUACACCCCGGGGAGAAAGGGAGGGCUUUGUCAGCUAGGCUGCUGCAUUUGCACUCUGGAUUGUUUAACAACACAUGCACUUCCAAAGUUGUUGUCAUGCCUCCAUCACCCAUAUGCAUAUCCAUUCACUUUAUUGAUAUGCCUAAAACUGUGUCAAAAAAACAAAAACAAAAAACAAAAAAAAAAACAGCUGAGAUGUGCAAAGUUUCAUCUUCAGGCUUGGAGGUCACCUUUUAAUGGAAUGGCCCUAUAUAUAUAGUAUAUAUAGAUAUACAGUAUAUAAAUGCAUUGUGUGUGUGUGUGUGAAUACACACACACACACAAAAGAAGGAUAUAAACUAUGCUAAGACAAUCUGGGUAAUAUUUGAGGAAAGCAUGAUGAAAUAGUAAGAUGGUAGGUGAUAAUGAAGUGACAUUUUGCACUCAGUGAAGCUUUGUGAAUACUUUUUUUGAUGUUGCUAUAAAUAUGUACAAAAUAGAAAAACACUGUAAAUAAAAAUGUCCUUUUACUGGA